UUCUGAUUGGCUCCCGUGUGGAAAGCCCCUGCAGUGAGAGGAUUGGGAGAAAGAAACACAAACAGACUGCCUGGUCUCCUGUGCAGGGGGUCGCCAUGAUGCUGGCUGACAGCUGAGCGCAUGCGCACUCUGUACCCGGAGAGGCUGGGAACGAGCAGCACCGUCCCUGUCUCUACCAUAGACACACAAACACACACAGUGCCCACCGGGCUCAGCGGACUCCCGGCCUUAGAGCUCUGCCCCUGACGUCACUGGUCCCAGUGUUACCCCAAUGGUGAGAGCCUGGUGAGUGCGGAUCAGUAGCAGCCGGCGGCGGGGGGGCACCGAGGGGAACAUGGCACAGAGAGCAGAGGAGGAGAACAGCUCCGGGCUGAGGAGCAGGAGGAGCGGGACCCGCUCACUGGCCGCCCGGGAGAGGGACGAGCAGGUCCGGGCCGUGCAGGACACCUUGCUGCAGAGACUGGGCAGCUACGAGCCGGUGCUGAGCUACCUGCAGGCGGUGCUGGUGUGGGAGAGGCCUCGGCACAGUGCUCUGCUCCAUCUGGGCCUCAAUGCUGCCUUCUGGUUUUUUGCCCUGACCUCUCUUCGAAUAUUAUUUCUGGUUGCAUUUGGAUUGAUGAUUAUCAUUUGUGUGGACCAGUGGAAGAACAAAAUAUGGCCUGAACUUGGAGCUGCAAGACCCAAUGAGCUGGAUAAUGAAAGCUGGGGCUUUGUACACCCAAGACUGCUCAGUGUCCCAGAGUUGUGUCAUUAUGCUGCUGAAGCCUGGGUUACCUUUAUUAGCUUUCUUCAUAACCUCCUCUUCUUCAAGACUGAAAACCCUGGCAAGUUCUGUCUCUUAAUUUGCGGAUUCCUGACUUUCCUGACUGUGCUUGGUGGAUACAUUCCUGGUCUUGUGCUGUCAUACCUGCUGUUGCUAUUUAUCCUGCUCUGGCCAUUGGCAAUAUAUCACCGUUUGGGCCAGAGAGUCUACCAAAAGCUGGAGCCAGCCCUGCAGAGGCUCGACUUCAGUGUCCGUGGUUACAUGAUGGCCAGACAGAAGGAGAGAGAAAUGCAUGGCCGUGCCCUUCCUUCUAAUGAAGCCAGUGAUAGUGAAGAGGAGCUUGCGGCAUUUUGUCCAACACUGGAUGAUUCAAUGGUUGCUAAAGAAUUGACUAUUUCCGACUCGGAACAUUCAGAUGCAGAAGUUUCCUACACAGAAAAUGGAACAUUUAACCUAUCCAGAGGCCAAACACCACUUACAGAAGGCUCUGAAGAUCUGGAUCGCCAUAGUGACCCUGAAGAAUCUUUUGCUCGUGACCUCCCUGAUUUCCCAUCCAUUAAUCCUGAAGCUUUGGGGAUAGAUGAUGAGGAUGACACCAGCAUUGGAAUACCAAGUACAGCAAAGCACCCACGCUUGUCUUCCACACAACUGUACGAUGAGCAGGAAUCAGAUAUGUCUUUGGGUGGUUUCCCAGGAGCUCAACAGAUUACAGACAACAUCGCUGGCUUGGUAACCAGAGGGAUGAUACAACUGGCAUUGGCAGGUGCUACCCAGCAAGCCUCCACUUUUUUGGAUAAUCCAAGAGCCAAAACAUAUCAGAGAAACUCAAGCUCUGAACUGGACACUGAUGCAGAAGCUGAUGACUUUGAGCUACUGGAUCAAUCAGAGUUGAGCCAGAUGGACCCAGUAAACCAACGUGGCCAUCAGUGAUUAUGGAUGACAUGAAAAGGAUAGUGCCUGCCACUUCCUGAUUAUGAUUAUCUCAAAAACAAACAAAAAACACAUUUGAUCACAUCGUAGACCUGCAUUGUCAAGCUGUGACUUCUUCUCAGUGUGCUCCUUUGUGAGGUUUCCAUUUAAUGCAGACCAACCCGGGCCGUCAUUUUUAUCACUGUGAAGUCUGGAGCUGUAGAUUAGUGAUUAUAGAAUGAAAGAUACAGUAUUUUAAAAUUGAUCCCUACUGGAUAAAUGGACUUGGUGCAAUAGUGACUCCUCUUUUCCAACCCAGAAAUUUAAUGUGGGUUUUCCUUAACAGUCUGAAUCCACCCCUCCAUCCCUCCCCCUAAACUACAUUUAUAAAAACUACUUCUGGGUUGGUAUUACUAGUAAAGGUUUUUAAUAUGUGGUGUCUGAUGACUUGGUUGUGGGGGGGCACACAUUCCAUCUAAAAUAAGGUGUUUACUUAAGUACUCUGGCUUCACGUUCAAUCCAGAGAUGGCUCUUCAUGUUAUGGGCUAACCCUUAAUUAAAUCUGUGUCUACAAUCAAUUUAAAGUCGUAGUUAAGUGUUACUCUUCCCAUGGGUUGGUAAUGUAGCUGUGAAGUGGGUUAGAUGAGAGUGUGGUGGUACCCCAAUUGCUUGUGGCUUUGAAUUUUCUUCUUUCUGGGGUACAAAUUGGACUUUGUUGUGUUAAUGUACAGUGAAGCAUUUCUCAUGGCAACCUUUUAUUCUAUCGUCUCCUCUUCUUCUCUGGUUUACCCAUUAUUUCUGUCUCGACAAAAGCACUUUUAAUUUUGAAUACAUUUUGAUCUACAUUG
Molecule: messenger RNA, 2520 nt
Organism: Pelobates fuscus (common spadefoot toad)
Lineage: Eukaryota; Metazoa; Chordata; Amphibia; Anura; Pelobatidae
Gene: RETREG3
Product: reticulophagy regulator family member 3
Exons: 9
Coding region: 335-1693 (452 amino acids)
Biological process (GO): reticulophagy
Source: RefSeq, a predicted model, not a curated record